Molecule: messenger RNA, 1353 nt
Organism: Didymosphaeria variabile
Lineage: Eukaryota; Fungi; Ascomycota; Dothideomycetes; Pleosporales; Didymosphaeriaceae
Exons: 1
Coding region: 1-1353 (450 amino acids)
Molecular function (GO): iron ion binding; heme binding; monooxygenase activity
Source: RefSeq, a predicted model, not a curated record
AUGCUUGUCGACCCGCCGCAGGUCGACCGUCUUAUGGCGCACGCAGCUGGCUCUAUCACCGCCGCACCAGUUCAAUACACACUCAUGACUCGCGUAUUCGGCACCCCGGACUCGCCAGAACUCGAAAGGAAGUUCUUCACUUCCUGGAAAGGAUUGACUGCUCCGGUGGAGAAACUGUUUCUGAACGAUGCUGCCGCCACAGCUGCUUUGGAGCGUGCCCGCAUACUCGAAAAGGCCAACUCUUUCGUGACGUUCACAUCUGACCGCAGCCUUAUGAAGCACUGGGAGCGCUCCGCAGACAUCCGAGUAACGUCAAGCGGUGGUGUCCAGAAGGUGGAAGCCAGUCUUCAAAACCUGAGUCGAGACUUUGGAGCCUGUGUCGCGAUCCCCCAGCUCUACGGCCGAGACUUCAUGGCUAGGUAUCCUCAGGUCCUUGACGACCUUUGGAAGUUUGACAACGACCUCUUUCCCCUGAUGAUGAUAGGGAUCCCAGCGUGGGCUCCCUUGAAAAUCGUUCGCGAAGGACGUGCAGCACGAAGCCGCAUUAUGAUCGCAAUCGAGGGCCUAUACCGCCGCAUCGACCAGCACCAACACGGGAAACCUAUCGAUUUCAACGCAGAUAUGUCUGAUGUCAGUGACGUCGCUCUCACGCGAAGCACCGUUUACGAGAAGCACAACUGGACAUUUCCCGAACGCGGAGCCUGCGAUCUCGCGCUUCUCUGGGGCCAGAACGCAAACACGCAACCAGUAGUCUUCUGGCUACUAGCAUACAUGUACUCGACUCCUGGUCUCCUCCCGCAAAUCCGCGAGGAGAUCGUUCCGUAUCUCAGCACUUCCACCUCCGGAGAGCUGACCGCCCUCGACAUCCCAGGCCUCUCGAAAAACUGCCAGCUCCUCAAAGCCUGCGUAUUCGAAACCUACCGCCUCGCCAUCGAAGUCACCUCCAUCCGGCACGUCUCCCGCCCCAUCACGCUUACCGAUGGCGAGCGAAAACACGAACUCAAACCCGGGAGUUUCUUCUCUGCACCGCUCUCCCUAGUUAACCACGACGCAUCCGUCUACCGCGAUCCCGACAUCUUCGACCCCACGCGCUUCCUGGAGCAGAACGACGCGUCUGGAAAACCGGUUGCUCGGUACGGCAAGCUGAAGCCGUGGGGCUCGGGCGCAGCGAUGUGCAAGGGGAGGACGUUUGCGGAGAAGGAGAUAAUGGUGCUGGGGGCGGCGAUUGCGGCGGCGUGGGAUAUUGAGCCUGCGGGUGGGAAGUGGGAGUUACCGGCUAUGGUUCCGGGGACGGGGGCGAAGAAGCCUGUGCGGGAUGUGAGGGUGGUGAUUACGAGGAGGAAAUGGGAGUGA